Molecule: messenger RNA, 1130 nt
Organism: Lolium perenne
Lineage: Eukaryota; Viridiplantae; Streptophyta; Magnoliopsida; Poales; Poaceae
Source: RefSeq, a predicted model, not a curated record
CACGCAAUCUAGCGACUGACAGUGGUACUGAACUCGGUCGAAAACAAGCCAACUCCCAGAGCUGCUUCUGCUGUUCCAUAGACAGUUCCUUGCAUAAAAGUUCCACUCACGCCAUGGCGACCGUCGGGCCGUACAACGCCGCCACACCUGACGCUGACGAGAAGAAGGAGCCGACGAGGCCGCUCGCCCACCCGUCCCCGUCCCCGUCCGUUCACCCGGCGACCGACGACGACGGAGACGUCGAGGUUCAGGAGGAGGCGUCCACCGCCAAACGAGGGCGCUCGACCGCGCAGUACCUCGGCAAGCGCCGGCGCGCGCUCUGCUGGUGCGGAUGCUGCGUGACUUCCGUGGCCGUCGUCGGGAUCGUCGUCCUGGUGCUCGCGCUCACCGUGUUCAAGGUGAAGGACCCGGUGUUCAGCAUGAACCGCGUGACGCUGGAGGACGUGGACGGCGACUUGCUGGGCGCGGACGGGACGCGGCCGGUGUCCGUGAACGCCACGCUGAGCGCGGACGUGUCCAUCAAGAACCCGAACGUGGCCUCGUUCCGCUACGGCCGGAGCGAGACGGACUUCUACUACGGCGGGGAGACGGUGGGCGUGGCGUACGCGCCCGCCGGCGAGGUGGGCGCCGGCCGGACCGCGCGGAUGAACGUGACGCUGGACGCGCUCGCCGACCGGAUCUCCCCCCACGUCAGCUUCAUGGACCUCGUGUUCGGCCGGGAGUACGACCUCACGAGCUACACGGAGAUCAGCGGGAGGGUGAGCGUGCUGGGCAUCUACAAGAGGGACCUCCACAUCAAGGUGAACUGCUCCAUCACCUUGGAGGUCAGCGGCGCCUUUAGCUCGGUGGAGAGCAAGACGAUGGACUGUCUUGCAGACGUCAAGUGAGCACUAGCGUGUCUUUUUUUCGAAGAGGACAGGGCCAUCUCAUGGCUCAUGGGUUCAUAGUAUUUUUUUGCUCUCCGGAUCGUCCUAGCUCCAUUUCGUUUGGUUUCACGCUUUUCGAAUAUAGAACCUCCAUUUUUAUGGCCGAGUUAAGUAUCGUUGCGUAAUUAUUACUGUUUUCAGGUGGUUGCCAUGCCAUUGUAUCACUGCGCUCAACUUUAUGAAGGGCUACAAAUUAAGGCCAAA